UGUGCGCACACGCUGCAUCUGCGUGCAAUAUGGGCCGCGUAAUCGGUGGGCUGUUUGUGCUGUGUACCAUAGCCGUUGGCAGCGCCCUGUUUACUGGAAAAGGUUUCUACUGCCGGGACCCAGACACGGGGAAGCUGUACCCAGUAAAUACGACCUGGGCAUCUUCUUCCUUCUGCGGUAGCUACACUUGUAAACUGAGAAAAAAGAACAACACCACCGACGAACCUUUACGACAACUCAAAAUAGGCAACGUAGACCAGCCUCAGAAAGAAACCGCUCGCAUCGUGAAACAUGAAGGAAAUUGCACAAGACCUAUAGGUGUAGUUAUCGAACCUCCAAAGUCUAACAUUCAAAAUAUACUACAUAAAGAGAAAACUGACGACGCGAACUAUGUUAGUUUAGACAAUUUCAAAAAUAUCGAACUCAAUUCUGUAAACAAAGAUAGCGAUAGAUAUUUAACAGAGCAAGAAAUAAAAGCCCUCACAAUGUUGCUGCAUACAGUAAAGAAAAGCGAUUUGGAAGCUAUAUUAGAAAUAUAUGACUUAGCGCAAGACAUUUACAAAGAAGCGGACAGAGUUGGCGAUGAUGAAGUAUUAUUCCAAAACACAAAUGCCAUAGAAGAAGAAAAACUUACACUAGAAAAUAAACCCACAGUAAGGACAGAGGCACCAAAAGUUAAAAACUAUGUCUCUUAUUGGUAUGAACCAUUGACGUCAAGCAACAACAAACACAGCAUAGACCAGAUUAGUCCUGCACUACCAACUGCAAAAGACACUAGCAACGAAAUAAAACCAGUCCCAAUAAAAUCAAAAGAAGCGAUUCACGAACCGAUCUCACCUAAAUUCAAAUCCAAGGCGGAAGCAUAUUUUUCAAGAGCAUUGACGAAUCAGGACUUCAGAAUGUUACCGUAUUACUUCCCAAUGUCGAAGUUUAAUCGGCAGUCGUCGUAUCAUCAUACUAAUCCUGGAGGGCCUCUUCCUGUGCCGAGUUCUAAUCAUCAAGGAGUUCAAAUUCCUCAACUUGUCCCAGUACCUCAACCAGUACCAAUUCCUCAGACUACGAUGACAAGAUCUCCGCCAAUAGGUUCGUAUCCACUACUUAUACCUAAUACUCAGUUAGGGAGUCAACACGUUGAUAAUAUACUUGCGACUGUCAACAAAAAACCUUGCAAGCAUCCUGAUGGUCCUAUCAAGAAGAUAUCCCCUUGGUUCAAGCUGAUAAAGAAACCUUUCAUCUACGAUCCUGAAAACAAACAAUACGAUUUACAAAGGCGACCUAUCACCUAUACCGAAUCAAGAAUCAACGCGCAAACUUUACAUUAUCCUUUCGCGUAUCUGAACUAUAACCUCAGUAAUUUACAAAAUUUAUACGUGAAUGAGUAUCCGUGGUCUUUCCUGAACCUACAUAAAGAUCAUCAGCAUAAUCAUCCAAAUUAUUUAAAAGCAGCAUACAUGGCCCAUUUGCCGCAUGCUUUUUUGAUCAACCAAGAUUUACCUGACGAUUCUAUGGGCGAAGAACAGAAGCCUAUAGCAGAAAAAGAAAAGAAACUACCUGACUGGCAAACUGAACAGCUCCCGAUGAGCAUACUGAACGAAGUGAGAGCAAACAUGGCAAAUACGAAGUUAUUGCCUUUCCCAUUCCGAAAGAAGGUAAAAUUGGAGAAAGUAAGCAAAGUGAUAAAGAUGGACGACUUAUCAAGGAGUAGAAGGCACGCAAACGUGGCGAAUGCAGGGAAUCCAGAAGAGUUUGAAGUCUACUUAGAAAAAUCCACGUGCACGACAGACACGGAACCCGGAUUUUUUAGAAUGGGGAACGCUACAGAACCCUUCCCCGCGUGCUGUCCGCAAAGAAUAGGUAGUUGAUAAGAUUUAACUAGGUAUUUGAAAUAA
Molecule: messenger RNA, 1889 nt
Organism: Pectinophora gossypiella (pink bollworm)
Lineage: Eukaryota; Metazoa; Arthropoda; Insecta; Lepidoptera; Gelechiidae
Exons: 3
Coding region: 30-1862 (610 amino acids)
Source: RefSeq, a predicted model, not a curated record